This is a messenger RNA of Maniola jurtina (meadow brown), 3281 nucleotides long. Its product is annotated as nucleoredoxin-like. Bases 397 to 1854 code for a protein of 485 amino acids. NCBI's taxonomy places the organism in Eukaryota, Metazoa, Arthropoda, Insecta, Lepidoptera, Nymphalidae. The record is from RefSeq and is a predicted model, not a curated record. The transcript is spliced from 7 exons.
AUUAUUUUAUUCUAUGAGAGAGGGUUCCCUCAUUUUCCCUCCACCUCCAGUCUGCCUUUGUUUACGAGGGCGUCCGGCCGUUGCUCCGCGCCGCACUCGCGAGCUUUUCGAAUUCAAAAAUAAUUCCUAUUUGCCGUAUCGCGUUCAUAAUAAAUUGCGCCCAUAAGCCCAUAACGGACAAUAAAGCCGAUGACUCAUCGCUAUUAUAACAUCCUCAAUCGAAAUUUAUAUUUAAACGCUGAUGUGAUAUAUCUGAUUGCGUAUUUUAGACACGUUUUAGUGUUAAACUGAACAAAAUAAACACUUAAACCGAAACCAGUCGCGCGCCGUCAAAAAGCAAACAAACUCAAACCGAACUUCACCCGUUACCGAACGGAAAAAAAAUGUAAGCCGUUUAUGGAUUUCAAAAAAAAAAGAAUAACAAGUAAAAUGGAUUGGCGCGAAAAACUUUUCGGACGUGUGCUCGUGAAAUGCGACUCGCCCGGGACCCAGAAUGGUAAAUUUGAGAAUGUACCGACUUUGGACGCUUUGGCCGACUGUGUUGAGGAUGGAGAGGGUGCUGUGUGUGGCAUUUAUUUCUCGUUUGCAAACAUAAGCGAUACGAGUGAUGACUUCGGGGUUCGUCUGGAGGAGGUGUACAAGCGAGUGCACCCGCGGUUGAAGGUCGUGGAGGUAGUGUUGUGGGCUCAUGUUGGCACCCCCGAGGGCCCGGUGGAGAGAGAAGCAGGCUUCCGGCGCAGCCUGACCGGGAAGCCGUGGUUCGCUGUGCCUUUUCAUGAUGUCGACACGAAGAGGCGGCUCACCCAAAAAUACAGCAUCGCAGUGGGAGUCCCAACCCUGGUGAUCAGGGGUCGGGCAGUCAGGGAUGCCUUACUCAAAGACCCUAAAGGAGAGAGGUUCCCCUGGCCUGCACCUCCUCUGGACGAGGUGUUAAGAGGAGUGGAGUUGGAGGGAGAAGAGAAGAGGAACUACGAGGACUUACCACCCGACGCUGUCAGGGUCUUCUACUUUGCUGCUCAUUGGUGUCCGCCAUGCCGCUCGUUCUCGCCCAGCCUGUGCGCAGCAUUGUCAGCGGUGCGCAAGCGCAGGGCCAAGUACGCCAACACGCAGCUCAUCCUCGUGUCCAGCGAUAGAUCAGAGCAAUCCUACGCUCGCACCCUAGCUUCAUUAUCAUCAGCCAACGCGCUGGCCAUUCCCUGGUCGGCGAGCGACGCGCGGCUCACUCUGCCAACGGCGUUGGGCGUCGCCGGCAUACCAGCGCUGGUCAUCACCGACGCCAACGGCAAAGUGCUCACCGCCAACGGGAGACAGCAUCUCGCCGCUGACCCACUCGGACUGAACUUCCCAUGGGCUCAGCGGCCCGUGUCGGUGCUGAACGAGCAAGCGCUACUCAAGAUGGCCCGCCACCCGGCUGUCGUGCUUUUUAUAGAUGACGAAGACUCCGAGAUCGAAUUUGCGGAAUCAGUGCUAACACCCUCCGCAGAGUCCUACUACGAGGAGUGCAGCAUCCAGUACCCAGGCUUCUGCCCCUACCAGAACUCCUCCGACGACGAGACCAUGGACUUCGACUACACCACCACCAAGACCUCCUCCAGGACUAAGAAGAAAUCCUUCAAACAUGUCAUGUUCUACAUAGGUGUCGACGGUACUGACAGUGCUGACAUGAUCAGAGAGCACAUCGGCUUAGACGAUGCGGUACCCUUGCUGACAGCUAUAGACUUCCCCAAGCAACGCAUGGUCACCAUGAAGUACGGCGAUGAAAUCACCACGGAUUCCGUUCAGAACUUCGUCGAUGCUUUUCUCAGCGGAAACGCCGAUUUUAAACCUCUGAAGCCUUAUAGUGAGAAAUGCUAAGUAAUUCUACACCAACGAAUUUUUCAAAAAAAAAAAAAAGAAGUCAGAAUUAAUGUUAUUUCGCACCAAAAAAAAUUUUAGGCUGGCGAAUAAUGUACCUUCUGAUUUAACUUUUGUUUGCUCGAACUUAGAUCACGUGAUACCUUGUAUAGCUCUCGAUGAUACUAAUCGGGCUUUGACAUCAAUGGUGCUGACGUGAACAGAAAAAACAUCAGUAGAUUUUUGACAUUUUGAAGAACUAUGCAAUGAAAUUUUUGAGAAAUCAAGAAGAAUUUAAGAUAGCCAGUCCCCUAAUGAGAAGGAUUUAGGCCAUAGUCUGACCCAGUGCGGAUCGGCAGACUUCACACACUGAUGGAGAUCUAUCAGGCAUGCAGGUUUCCUCACAAUGUUUUCCUUUACGUGAAUAAAGCAAGUGAUAUUAUUUUAAUCGCUUAAACGCACAAAACUAUGAACAGUUAUAGGUGCGUGCCCGGAAUCGAACUCUGGGCCCCCCAAAUAGAGGGUUGAAGUGUUAACCACUAGUCUAUCAACCUAUGAAUGUAGUGUUAGACUGAGUUACGACUUAUGAAAAUAGAUAACGGAGUUAGUGAGGUUCGGUAGAAAAUGUUUAAGUAAUGUCUAAAUAUUUUCCAUAAAAGCAAAAAGGCAAUAAGUAUAGUUUAUUUAAGUUUGAAAAACAAAAAACACUUUUUAUUAAUGUAAUAAUAAGUAGGCAAAUAAGAAUAGAAAAACAUUUUGUGUAUAGGAGGAUUUUUUAGAAAUGACCAACUUACAUGAUACCUACCUAAUAUCAUUAUCAACUUGAGGAUAGUGUUUAAAGCAGAAUAGUUAUUUAGUUUUUCUUAGUUGAUUUAAAAGAUAAACAAAUCGCAGAAACCUUCUCGGAGAAACGCGUAAACGACACAAUUUGCUCGGCAUUUUAGACCUUCUGAAGUUAGGUUGGUUAGGCACAUCAUGAUUUUGUCAGUUAGCGGAAAUAAGGUCGUAUGGGCCGCGUCUUGGGGGCCGCGUAUAGUGCGCCUCUUGCAGAACAUUUGAACGAGAAGCUACUUGUUUACUUUUUAAGUCAGUUAGAUCCAGCUCGGUCGACUAGUCGCCCGGCAACUCAGUCGACGGCGACCGACCGUUACAAUCUGUAAAUUAGAAGUCGCCGUGUACACACAACGGCUACAGAUACGCACAACGACUUGUAUAACUUACAGAUUCUAAGGUGGCCGUCGACCGAGUUGCCGGGUGAUUAGUCGACCGCGAGUAAUGGGUCAGGAAAAAAUAACCUACUGUAAUAAUUUGUUGGCAUUUGAUAGGGAUAGUUGACAAUUCCUUAGACUAUUGUAGAAAUUUGUAGCGUCUUUAAAUUUUUACUUUUGUAUCUGUGAUCUGUUUUUAACCAACUUGAUGCAUUUAAAUAAAAUAAAAAAUAUACAUAC